AUGUUGUCAUGCAAACAGACAUCAGCCUUGGAGGGGUACCAUUCUGUAAUAAACCACUUUGCACCCAAAAUGAUUGACUUUUCUUACCAUGGAAUACUUUGCAAGGAACAAGCAGUAACAAAGGAUGGCAGAGCACGGUACAAGAUAGCCUACCCAAAGUUUAAGAAGGGGGAUUAUUCUGUCAGAAGAAUUUUGGUAGACUGCACAUAUGGUAAGUGA
This is a messenger RNA of Lottia gigantea (owl limpet), 219 nucleotides long. RefSeq lists its product as hypothetical. The record is from RefSeq and is a predicted model, not a curated record. The transcript is spliced from 2 exons. NCBI's taxonomy places the organism in Eukaryota, Metazoa, Mollusca, Gastropoda, Lottiidae. Bases 1 to 219 code for a protein of 72 amino acids.